Sciurus carolinensis (gray squirrel) is the source of this 545-nucleotide messenger RNA. RefSeq names its product ribosomal protein L22 like 1 (gene Rpl22l1). NCBI's taxonomy places the organism in Eukaryota, Metazoa, Chordata, Mammalia, Rodentia, Sciuridae. Gene Ontology annotation, molecular function: RNA binding; structural constituent of ribosome. The transcript is spliced from 4 exons. Gene Ontology annotation, cellular component: ribosome. Gene Ontology annotation, biological process: cytoplasmic translation. The record is from RefSeq and is a predicted model, not a curated record. The coding region runs from base 54 to 422 and encodes 122 amino acids.
UACGUGUAGCUCGGCAGUCGCUCCCUCUCUGAUCACACGGCCGGUUGUUCAAGAUGGCGCCGCAGAAAGACAAGAAGCCUAAGAGAACAACCUGGAAGUUUAAUUUGGAUCUUACUCAUCCUGUAGAAGAUGGGAUUUUUGAUUCUGGAAAUUUUGAACAGUUUCUGAGGGAGAAGGUUAAAGUCAAUGGGAAAACUGGAAAUCUUGGGAACGUUGUUCACAUUGAACGCUUCAAGAAUAAAAUCACAGUUGUUUCUGAGAAACAGUUCUCUAAGAGGUAUUUGAAAUAUCUUACCAAGAAAUACCUUAAGAAGAAUAAUCUUCGUGAUUGGCUUCGUGUGGUUGCAUCUGACAAGGAGACUUACGAACUUCGUUAUUUCCAGAUUAGUCAAGAUGAAGAUGGGUCAGAGUCUGAGGACUAACUGGUCACCCUUCUUAGGGCUUUUCUUUUUAAUAGAACAAAUGAAACAUAUAUGAAAAAGAAAUGUCUUAAUGAUGAACUGUCAGUGAAUAAAAAAGUUGUUCUCAAAGUCUGUCUCAUUCUU